ACAGUCAGAAAAGUAUUGGGUUAGAACACACACACUCGCCAUUCCGGUUUUCGCUAACCGCAAGCCUUGCGCAGGCAAUAAUUAUUGUUGUUAUUAAUACCGUGGCGGUGUGAGUGCACGAGGCGAAAGUACAUAAUCAUCGUCGUACAAAAAAAAGUGUUGCGAAUUCGUGUGGUGAGUCGUGAAUAAAAUACUCUAGUUCGGUGUCUUCGCCUUUGUGUUAUUUUAUCCGAGAUCGAAUUAUUUUUUCACGCCAACCGAGGAAGAAAAAAUACCAUCUCUGAUUCACGGUGGGAAGGAAACAAAUUACAGAACUUGCAAGUGAUUUCGUUCGAUCGAAGUGUGCUGUAGUAAAGGAUCCCCGUCGUACGGACGUCAAGUGAAGUGAAAAAUAUUUCGAUCGGUACGAUUUUUGCAACGAAAAGCAAAACUGCCAGAUUUUCUCGACACCACUGGAUAUACUAGCAGCAGAAUGCAUAUUGCAUAAUAUUUCAACAGAACGAGCCAUUUGGAAAUCGAAAUUAGCCUGAGGACAAAGUAAGGUGCAUCGCAGACUGUGGAACAAGUUAAAAUUUCUCUUUGUAAAGAGUCUGAAGGAACCGGAACAGCGACGAAAAGCGCCUUUUGCCGUGGCAAACUACGCCUCAUCGCAAAGAAAGUGGAGGACCGUCAUCAGAGCAAGCUUCCAUUUUGCUAUUUUGCCUUCUCGCGUUUGACAGAUCGGCGACACACGGCAGGAGCAGCUUAGUGGAACGUCAAAGGUUUUACAUCCAAAGUGGAAAAAGCUCUCGGGCGGAGUAUCUACCAAUUCUACGGCACAGAACCGGCAAACAAUAGUCGACGAGCUGGGAUUUCUUCCGAGUGCAGACGGGGGCUUAAACGCCGCUAUGGAUUACGACAAAAACGUCGAAGCAAUGGAUACGCAGGACGAUACCGAGUUAGAUGCCCCGAACGUACAGAACCUUACCCCGGCAGUGGUAAACAAUCCGGCAAACGGUGGCGGUGGCACCGUCACGGCUGGCCCUGAACAGAUGAACAUGGACGAUCAGGACAAUCUGGAUGACGAAGUGCGCUCGGAGGUAACCUUUAGUUUUAAGGUGGAGAACUUGAGCAAGCUGACCGAUUCCGUGCUGUCACCUGCAUACAACGUUCGGAACCUGCCUUGGAAAAUUAUGGCCAUGAGGCGAACCAACGACAGCACUUCGCCCCCGAGCAAGGGGCUUGGUUUUUUCCUGCAGUGUAACGGCGAGAGUGACAGCACAAACUGGAGCUGUUCCGCGUCGGCAGAACUGAGGCUGCUCUCAGUCGAACCCGGGAGAGAUCCGUUCGUACGGAAGAUUCGUCACACAUUUAGCCGAAUCGAGAACGAUUGGGGUUUCUCAUUCUUCAUGAACUGGCACGAUAUUCUCAACCCGGAAAACGGUUACAUCCAAAACGAUGCCAUCACACUGGAAGUACACGUGACGGCCGAACCUCCACGGGGUAUCUUCUGGGAUUCGAAGAAACACACCGGCUACGUAGGAUUAAAAAAUCAAGGAGCAACAUGCUACAUGAACUCAUUACUGCAAACCCUCUACUUCACGAAUCAACUGCGUAAGGCAGUUUACAAGAUGCCAACUGAGGCUGACGACGACUGCAAGUCGGUCGCUCUCGCCUUGCAACGAGUUUUCCAUGACUUGCAAACUCAGAGCAAGCCCGUUGGUACGAAAAAACUGACCAAAAGCUUCGGCUGGGAUGCCCUCGAUUCAUUCAUGCAGCACGACGUCCAAGAGUUCCUUCGCGUCCUGCUCGACAAGCUGGAGAAUAAGAUGAAAGGAACCAGUCUCGAAGGGACCAUUCCCAAACUGUUCGAGGGCAAAAUGAUCUCGUACAUCAAGUGUCAGAACGUGAAUUACACAAGCCGCCGUACGGAGACGUUUUACGACAUUCAACUCAACAUCAAGGGGAAGAAAAAUAUUAAUGAGUCUUUCAAGGAUUACAUCGCCACGGAGAUUCUGGAUGAUGACAACAAGUACGACGCCGGGGAGCAUGGUUUGCAGAAGGCCGAGAAAGGAAUCUUUUUCAGCAAGUUCCCUCCGGUUCUGCAUCUGCAUCUGAUGCGUUUCCAGUACGAUCCGAUUACGGACAGUUCGGUGAAGUUCAAUGAUCGCUUCGAGUUCGACGAGAAGAUCAACCUGGAUUCAUUUCUGGAAAAGCCGGAGGAUACCCCGGCGACGUACAUACUGCACGCGGUGCUGGUUCAUUCGGGUGAUAACCAUGGCGGGCACUACGUGGUGUACAUCAAUCCGAAAAACGACGGCAAGUGGUGCAAGUUCGAUGACGACGUCGUAUCCCGGUGCUCCCGGAACGAAGCCAUCGAGCAGAACUACGGCGGACAGUAUAACGAUUUGACCAUCCGGCAUAGCAGCAACGCGUACAUGUUGGUCUACGUGCGCGAGUCGGUGAUUCAUGAGGUGUUGGAGGACGUCAAAAGCACGGACAUUUCCGACGAGCUGCAGGAACGGUUGGACGAACAGCGUCGUAUCCAGCAGUGCCGCCGAACGGAACGCACCGAGGCGACCAAUUACAUGAACAUCAACGUACUGCUGGAGGAUCACAUGGAGGUGUACCAGAAAUCGGAUCUGUUUGAUCCGGCAACGACCACGUUCAGGACGUUUAAAGUUCGCAAAUCGACCACCAUAGCGGAGAUGGCGAGUUUGUUUUCGAAAACAUUUAAGAUCGAACCGGAAAAGAUGCGGAUGUGGACGGUCACGAAGAACGGUUCGAAGAUACACAAGUUUCAGCUGAUCGAUCCGAACGCAAACGAAACCUGCAGUAAGUAUGGCCAUCCGGAUCCGAAGAAUUCUUGGACCAUUUUCCUGGAGCUAGCCUCGCCGGAUACCAAUCAGUUGCAGCCAAUGGAACCCAGUGAUCUGUUGAUAUUUUUCAAAUGUUACGAUCCAAUCGAGAAACGGUUAAAUUACUGCGGGCAUGGGUUCUUCAAAAUGUACCGGUUUCUGUCGGACGAGGGCUUUCAAAAGGAAUGUAUUCGGCGGGCACAUUUCGAACCGGACACGGAAAUCACACUGUACGAGGUGACCGAUAUCAACAAGGCAGUUAAGAUGCAGGAUUUCUUUGUGAUUGAGUCAGCACUGUCGAUGCCCGUUAACGGUUCGAUUAUUAUUGUCGAGAAAAGAAAUCCAGGAGUGGAGAAUCUGGAGUUCCCGACCUGUGAAGAGUAUCUGAAAGACUUGUACUGCCGGGUGGAGGUAGUUUUUGUCGAUACAUUGAACCCCAAUGAUACUGGGUUCACAUUGGACCUAUCAUCAGAAUCUAACUACGAACAGAUUGCGAAAGCGUGUGGCCGGCGGAUUAAUUGUAACCCAUAUGAAAUUCAGUUCUUCAAGUGUAAGAACUUUUGUGAGAUCCCCGGACAACCACUACCCCACAAUUACAGCGGUACGCUGAAGGACAUUAUGUGUUACACGAAAGCAAAAGCAGUGAAAAAAAUGUUCUAUCAAAAACUGUCCAUCUGUAUCAAUGAGCUGGAAAAUAAGAAACAGUUCCGCUGCCUUUAUCUAAUGCCGAAUCUGAAGGAGGAGAAGGAACUGAUACUUUAUCCAAACAAGGACGGUACCGUGCAUAACCUUCUUGCGGAGGCGGCCAAAGUGAUUGAAUUCAGUGAGAACAGCACCAAGAUCCUGAGAAUAUCUGAAUUAUCAAAAAAUCGGCUCACGUUAGGACCCCCUAAGGACACCCCACUUGAUCAGCUCCAUGAAUACACGGACAAUACGUUCGUGCAGCGGACAGCCAUCAGCAAUCAGAAGAUGUAUCGGAUCGAGGAAGUGGCCGAGGAUGAGUUAAACCUGUCGGAGAAUGAGAUGCUCGUUCCAGUACUGCAUUUCACCAAGGAUAUUGGUAGCAUUUUUGGGAUCCCCUUCUUCAUCCGGACGGUGGAUCACGAAACCUUUGCCAGCCUAAAGGAACGCUUGAAGAAGAAGCUAAACGUUUCGGACAAGGAAUGGGAAAAAUACAAGCUAGCCAUUAUCACCGAACACAUCGACUACAUCGACGAUGAGAUGAUUGAGAUCAAUCUGGAGAUGUUUAGAAUGGAUCCGAGUGAACCCAGCUCUCGGACCUAUCUAGGGUUGGAACACAUCAACAAAAAUACCAAGCGGAGCAGGUUUAACUACAUGGAGAAAGCGAUCAAAAUUUACAAUUAAGAUUCCUUUUUUCCUUUACUAAUUAAACGCAUCCUUCCCAUCUGCCACCCUUCGCUCGUUUGUAUGAUCAAUCUGCGAUACGUCGGUUGUUGUCACCGUUGGAGGGUCACUUGUGUUCGCUUUCUCCACAUCAGCAGUAGCCAGAAAAAAACCACUACGGAACAGAGGAAACAAUUUUUAUUGCUAGUAGUUUUAAUCAAAUUGUUUAAUUGUGACUAAAAACGAAAAGAAAUAUACAAAAUGUCUGUCUAGACCGACACCUAGCAAAAACAUAGGCCCGCGCACUCACGUGAUGAUAGCUUCAACGGCAGAAUAAAAGAAAAGAAACGGUCACGUUCCAAAAUCGAAAACAACAAGGUUUAAAGUGAAUGAAAAAACUGUUAUUAAUUUUUUUAAUUAAAGUUUUUUUUUUAUAAUGACAAGUUUAAAAUGAGAAUGAUUUAUGAAUUGAGCAACUCAAUUAGUAAUGAUCAAUUGCAACUUUCAAUGGGAACCAUGAUAGUGGGGGAUGGUUGCAGCCAAUCCCCCGUGUUCUCGUGCAAAUAAAGGAGAAAUUGAUUUUAUUAGCUUUUACGUUCGAUGACGACGACGUUUUUGACCACGAUGACGCUUGCUUCCUUCUAUCAUCCCAGAGCUGGUACACGCUCAUUUUCUCAUUGUUUCGUUCUACCCUGUUGUUUUGCUCUGUUGCACCCUGGAUGAAUCCUUUUAACUGUAUCUAUCGGAACAAACACAAAACAAAAGUGGAUAAAAGCAAAAGAGAAGUUAAGGAAAAUCGAUUAUUUAUAUUUAAAUAUUAAAACAAUGAACAGAAAGGUUAAACAAUUAAGACUAUAGUUAUUAAGUCGCUAACUGCAAGAGUACAUAAUAACUACAUGCUCGGCUAGUAAAUCCAAGAAAAAAAAUAUAUAUGCUGACCGUGGAAGGAAGCCCGAUAUAAUAUUGAGCCACUCAACCUGGAAGCUGGAAGCGUAAGCCGUUUUAAUUUUCCCAUUUUUGUCACCACUCAGUCAAACAAGAAAAAUCACUUCGCUCCUCUGCUCUUGAACAUAAGAAACUCAAAGCCAGUGUGUCGCAGGCAGUUCCGUGAUACCGUCGGGAGGUAGUCGUGUAGAAAACGCAUGUAUGUAUAUGGAACAAAUUCUCUUAAAACGCAGGCAGAUGCACAUUGGGAACAUAUAAUCUAACCAGUGGCAGGGCACGCGGAUAGAUCGGCAAUGCAUUGGAAUGGGCGAUGGUUCGAGGCACCACCACCCUCGACAAUGAGCGCGUGCCUCGGGUGCAGCAAGAUGUGAAUCAGUAUAACAUUAACAACAUAAUUAAAAAAAAUACACUUCAAGGAAGAGAGCUGUUGAGAGUAAGAGAUGGAUGGAGCUAAUUGUAAUAAAACAGUAAAAAUUAUAAAAAAUGAAAAAAUAAUAAAAAAAUGUUCGAAAAAUCAA
Topomyia yanbarensis is the source of this 5644-nucleotide messenger RNA. RefSeq names its product ubiquitin carboxyl-terminal hydrolase 7 (gene Usp7). Gene Ontology annotation, molecular function: protein binding; cysteine-type endopeptidase activity; cysteine-type deubiquitinase activity. The transcript is spliced from 4 exons. Gene Ontology annotation, biological process: regulation of protein stability; protein deubiquitination. The coding region runs from base 888 to 4202 and encodes 1104 amino acids. The record is from RefSeq and is a predicted model, not a curated record. Gene Ontology annotation, cellular component: nucleus; cytosol. Lineage: Eukaryota; Metazoa; Arthropoda; Insecta; Diptera; Culicidae.